AUGCAGAGUCAGGACGUGUUUGGGGGAUUUGGCAGUCGCUUUGCUGCUUCAAAAUUUGGGACUGAUAGUACAGGCUUCAGCCAUGGCGCGUACAACUCGAACCACACGGGCUACCCUCCAUUCGCCGAUCGCAACCAGAGAAAGCCUGCCGUUCCUUCGAUAGCUACUGCUUCCAAAGAUCAACAUAGUUAUAAUGUCACCGAACAGACGCCAGGUACCGCCUUUGAUAUGAAUUUCACGCCCCUGUUGCCUUCUCAGCUUUUGCUCGGCAGCCCUUUCCAGCCAGGUUCUCCUGGUGCCUUCGCUUCUCCGCAGUUUCCCACCUUCAAUCGCUUUGGUCCGGGAACCAAUGCUCUUCAUACGCAGACUCAGCAGUAUCAACAGAACCAACAUGCUCAGGCGCAGCUCACAAGUCCCACUCAACCCAAUGCCAAUCCUCUCUCCCCACAAGCAUAUCAGACGGUUAUGUCGCCCGACAGCUAUACGGCACAGUCACCGACUGGAUUCAGUGGCUUGGGCGGUGCAGCAUUUGGGCACUACCAACCUAUGGUAGGCAUGGGCAACUCAUGGAUGACUGGCACAAGUCGUACAGUCUACUUGGGAAACAUUCCCGCGGACACGUCUGCUGAGGAAAUCCUGAGCCAUGUCCGAAGCGGUCAGAUCGAGUCUGUGAGACUGCUACCUGAGAAAAACUGCGCGUUUAUUUCGUUCCUGGAUAGCAGUUCUGCCACCCAUUUCCACUCAGAUGCUAUCCUCAAAAAGUUGUCAAUCAAGGGUCACGAUAUUAAGAUCGGCUGGGGGAAGCCAUCCCAGGUGCCGACCUCGGUCGCUCUCGCUGUACAGCAGUCGGGUGCCUCGAGAAACGUCUACCUAGGCAACCUGCCCGAGGACAUCACUGAACAAGAGAUUCGAGAAGACCUGGGCAAGUUUGGACCCAUUGAUACAGUCAAGAUGGUCCGCGAGAAGGCGAUCGGCUUCGUCCACUUCCUCUCCAUCAGUAAUGCCGUCAAGGCCGUGGCUCAGCUGCCACAGGAUCCCAAAUGGGGUCCUCCCCGACGGGUUUACUAUGGCAAGGAUCGGUGUGCCUAUGUUUCCAAGACGCAGCAACAGAAUGCAGCGCAGUACCUAGGUAUUGCUCCUGGUUACGCCCACGUGCUCAACGGAGCCGACCGUGAUUUGAUAUCCAAUGCCCUAGCACAACAGUCGGUGGCAGCAGCCGCCGUUGCAACUACUGCAGGUGGUGUCAAUAACUUGGGAAAUCGAACUGUCUACCUUGGAAAUAUCCACCCUGAGACUACUAUCGAGGAGAUUUGCAAUGUCGUGCGUGGAGGGUUGCUCCAUCAUAUUCGAUAUAUUCCCGAUAAGCAUAUUUGCUUCGUCACAUUCAUCGAUCCUACCUCUGCUGCGUCUUUCUAUGCGCUGAGCAACCUUCAAGGACUAAUGAUCCACAACAGGCGGCUGAAGAUUGGGUGGGGAAAGCACUCGGGAGCUCUCCCACCUGCCAUUGCUUUGGCCGUCAGCGGAGGAGCCUCGAGAAAUGUGUAUAUUGGAAAUCUCGAUGAGAGCUGGAGCGAAGAACGACUACGACAGGACUUUUCCGAGUACGGUGAAAUCGAGUUGGUCAAUACUCUGCGGGAGAAAAGCUGUGCUUUUGUAAACUUUACCAACAUUGCCAACGCCAUCAAAGCCAUUGAGGCUGUACGACAGCGAGAAGAGUACAAGCGGUUCAAGAUCAACUUCGGCAAAGACCGGUGCGGCAAUCCCCCUCGCCAGAACCUGAACAAUGCCAAUGGCAGCCAGUCACGGCUCCAAAACUCGAUUGACAGUGCAGGUUCUCCAGCUGCAAUGAAUGGAUUUGACCAUGCUGUGUCACAGUCAGGCUCUAGUCCCACGAGGUCGACGAUUCCAACCGGGCCUAAGGCUUCAGUCGGGCCACAGUCUCAAAUCGCUGCGCGUCAGACAAGCCUGCCUGCGCCAACACCGUCGGCGAUCCUGAAUGCAGGCAACAACAACCCCUUGACAAUGUAUCUAUCACAUGUGUCACAACAGCAAGCUCAAGCUGAACAGGAUUUGCGGGACGACUCCCUGACAUUUGCCCAGCUACAGCAGCAGCAGAACCAUGCUUUGGCGAAUCAACAGGCAGCACUGUACGGUGAUAUGCCGAACGGACAUAAUGGAUUGGAGAUUCCAAGCUCGUCGCAUAUUCCUCGACAGAGCAGCAUCAGCGGUGGAUUCAAUUCGAACUCUCUGAGCAAUGGCGCGUCCACCACCGUCGGCGGGCUUCUGGCCCCUACGAACACUGGACUAGGAGCAAGCAGGAGUGCCCACUCCCGAGCUGUAUCGCUCCCAGCCUUUUCGCAAGAGCUCUUUGGUGGCCAGCAGUCUACGCAACCAGGCUCGUCGUCAUCACGUGGCUUUGGUGGGCAUGCUCCACAGGGCAGCUUUGGUGGAUUUGGAUCGGUUUUUGGCACUGGCUUCGGGACCAGUGGGUUUAAUGGACUAGGACUGACGAGCGAUAGCCGUGGAGGUCUCUCCGGCUGGGCUGAGGAGGAAAUAGGGGCAAAAUAA
Messenger RNA from Fonsecaea nubica, 2568 nucleotides. RefSeq lists its product as hypothetical. Gene Ontology annotation, biological process: mRNA splicing, via spliceosome. The transcript has a single exon. Gene Ontology annotation, cellular component: cytoplasmic stress granule. The record is from RefSeq and is a predicted model, not a curated record. Gene Ontology annotation, molecular function: mRNA binding. Bases 1 to 2568 code for a protein of 855 amino acids. NCBI's taxonomy places the organism in Eukaryota, Fungi, Ascomycota, Eurotiomycetes, Chaetothyriales, Herpotrichiellaceae.